Lingula anatina is the source of this 1877-nucleotide messenger RNA. RefSeq names its product UDP-glucuronosyltransferase 2C1-like. NCBI's taxonomy places the organism in Eukaryota, Metazoa, Brachiopoda, Lingulata, Lingulida, Lingulidae. Gene Ontology annotation, molecular function: UDP-glycosyltransferase activity. The record is from RefSeq and is a predicted model, not a curated record.
AAAAAGUCCGUUCGAAAGCAGGGAAGAAACAAAAUACCUCUGAUACCUCGCUGCGUGACGCAGUCUACUCAAAUGGCGGUAAUGCACUUGUGUUUUCUAUUGCUCGUCGGUGCCUUCAUCAGCCUCUACGGCGGAGCCAUCGGCGCUAAGAUUCUGCUGUAUCCAUACUCUCAAAUGUACAACUCCCGUUUCCGAAACAUUAUGAAGAUUGGGCAAAUGAUGGCAGCGAGAAACCACAGCGUAAGCAUGUUGAUCACGACCGAUAUUAAUCUUAAGGAUAUACCCGAGGGGAUAAUGGUCUUAACUGUCAAGGUAGACUAUGAAACUUUGUCAUUUUCCAGUGAAGAACUUCUUACCGAUGUCCACAAAAACCCCUUUCCUCUCGUCAUGAAAUUGGUUGAGAAAAGCAGGGGCACGUUGGAUGCACUUUUUGGGAACAAAGAGCUACUAGAUACUCUGAUUUCUAAAAAGUUUGACCUUCUGUUUUAUGACAUAAUUGCUACAGAGAGUUUAGUAUUGAGGGAUUAUUUAAACAUCCCGGGAGUCGGGUAUUCUAAUUUGGGAUUCGAUGGCGACUGGACGGUAUAUCCUGAACACCCUGCCUACAUGCCAAAUAUUAUUACAGGAUACUCGGAUCAUAUGAGUUUUUGGGAGAGAUUAAUGAACACAUUGAUGUUAACGAUGACUGUAUUUUUUAAGUACUAUGUCACGGCUCCUUUUAAUGAUGCAAAAGAAAAAUACAACCUCAACAAGUCCUUGCCAAUUACGACAUCUUAUACCAGAUUGUCUAUACUGAUAGUUAACGUAGAUUUUGCUUUUGACUAUCCCCGCCCCGUUUACCCUUGGGUAAAAACGGUGUCGGGUAUCCUUUUCCACCCUGCAAAACCCCUAUCUAAAGAUUUGGAAGAGUUCGUGGAAUCUUCGGGAGAACACGGCAUCAUUAUCAUGAGUUUUGGGUCGAUGGUAGCCGAACUUACGCCAGAAAAAGCAGAAAUAAUAGCCAGGGUUUUUGCACAACUUCCGCAGAAGAUUAUAUGGCGAAACAAUAAUUCUGAUAUUUCUGGAUUGGCAAAUAACACGAAAGUUAUGAAUUGGAUACCACAAAAUGACCUUGUUGGUCAUGCAAAAGCGCGUCUCUUCAUCACUCACUGCGGAAUUAGUGGUUCACACGAGGCGCUAUAUCAUGGGGUCCCUGUUGUUGCUGUACCCCUGUUUGUAGAUCAAUUUAGCCACGCAACAAAGUUUGUUGAACGUCUUGGAAUGGGGGAGAAGUUGGACUUCUACAAUAUAACAAGAUCUACUUUCUCUGCAGUUAUAUUGAAGGUUCUGAAUAACCCUAGCUAUUUUGCCAACGCUAAGCGUGCAGCAGCUAUGGUUCGUGACCAGCCGAUGGACGGAAAGGAAACACUGAUGUACUGGGUUGAGUAUGUUAUCAGAAACAAUGGAACGUUGCAUUUCCAUUCUCAGGCGAUGGAGAGACUUAGCUGGUACCAGUAUUUAUUGCUAGACGUAAUAAUCUUCCUAUUUAUGGUUGUAGUAUGUGUUUUUAUCUUUCUUAUCUUUUGUUCCAAAAUGUUGUGCAGUCAUGUUUUCAAAGUACAACCUCAGUUAAGGAAGAGGGACAAAACUGAUUGAUAUAUAUGUACGUCUUUCGUUUUUUAAUGUUGCUUUAGGUCUCAUUCAUGUGCACGUUGUAUGGGAGAUUAGGGGUCAAUUUUAACGGAGAUAUAAGCUUAAAGGCGACGAUCCAUAUUGGGACUAUCCUUAAGCAGCGUACUGUUACAAACUACAUGUACACGUAUAACGGCAGUCACUUGUAUUGUAUUGUAUUCUAAGAUUACUGUAAAUAUCAUAUAUCAUUAUAACUGUAUUCAUAA